Messenger RNA from Sphaerulina musiva SO2202, 2241 nucleotides. Its product is annotated as cat eye syndrome critical region protein 5 precursor. The coding region runs from base 677 to 2143 and encodes 488 amino acids. The transcript is spliced from 2 exons. NCBI's taxonomy places the organism in Eukaryota, Fungi, Ascomycota, Dothideomycetes, Mycosphaerellales, Mycosphaerellaceae. Gene Ontology annotation, cellular component: mitochondrion. Gene Ontology annotation, biological process: glycerophospholipid biosynthetic process. The record is from RefSeq and is a predicted model, not a curated record.
CGCAUCUGCACUACCAGCACCCUGCAACACGUUGAUUACGCUUGAGCUGAAGGCUUGUUUUCAACGACUUCCCAAGUUCCACUUGCAGUCGCGCCCACUGGCAUAUGACAGCCGCGUCCGCGCCGUUCAUUGGUCCUCCUGACGACGCAUGGCGAUUGUUUCUGCAGCAAUUGCAGGGAGGCUCGAGAGCUAUGGCUGCAAGUGGCUGGACUGCUGGCCGUGUUCCACAAUAAUUAGGAGCUGAUGAUUCGCAUGGCCGCAUAUCGUAUUCUUACGGGCACGAGAAUACCGUGGGCCAUGGAGAACUAUGACAUCGGAUGAUGGAGUCAUUUGAUCCGCACACGACGUAGAGACCAUACAGGGAAGGUGUUGAGACGAAGCGGCGAAAAGCCCGCAAAGCACGAGAAUGAGGGAGAUACGGUAGGAGAGGUAAGGAAGGUGCUACUACGGACUGCAAGAGCUCUUGCGGCUGCUCAUCUCGGAUCGUAGUUGGAAUAUAAUCAGAAGGCACCCUGGACGAGGACCACUGCUUUUUCUUCCUGUAUCUUUUCCCAUCGAACCACCGCCCUCUUCUUAUACCAUCUUCAUCGACUACAGCGCUUGAGCCUGAGCCUGAGCCUUUACAUAUCUUCAAUCUAGAACACAUUCACUCACAACCUUUAUCAAUACCGCAAUCAUGCCCGGAUUUGACGACCAAGACUUCGUGCCAGAGGCAGCUCCAGCCAACAGCACUCAGGACAGUAUGGCACCAGAAGAAGGCGUGGGCCAACAUGGACGAGGAGCGAGCGGCAAUUUCGGUGCUGUAGAGGUACCAGCCACGAGAAGCAGCAUUGCUGAUGCCGCACCAUAUAUGCACCAGCUGUCCCUAUCACCAUCCCAGCGGGAUCGACGAGGCUCUCGUAACUCUUUCGGCGCUGCUCUACCGAUUCCACGAUCAAAGCGUCAAUCACGGCUUUCUUCUGUUGCGUACGCAGAUGGCCGGCCUCAGCGACCAGGGAUGCCACCGAUCCAGCCAACCCGAGAGAUCUUGGCUGGUCAGGUUCAGGAUAUGUCGCAGCAAAAGGUGGCAGCAGCCAAGGAUAUGGCAUUCGUUUUCGAUAUCGAUGGUGUUCUUGUCCAUGGUGAUAGACUUAUCCCAGAGGGCCAGCGGGUUCUGGAAAUCCUCAACGGCGAUAACGAGCUUGGAAUCAAGAUUCCGCACAUCUUCCUCACCAACGGCUCUGGUAAGCCUGAACAAGCACGUGUAGACCAGUUGUCGAAAAUUCUGCACAACCCCAUCAGCACCGAGCAGUUCAUCCAGUCGCAUACGCCUAUGUCUGCUCUCUCCGAGUACUACAAGACCGUUUUGGUCGUUGGUGGAGAGGGUUACAAGUGCCGAGAAGUCGCAGAGCAGUAUGGAUUCCAGGAUAUCGUCGUACCCAACGACAUCAUCGCCUGGGACCCAACGAUCGCUCCUUACAGAGUAUUUACUGCCGAAGAGCGCGCGACAUCUCGCCCUCGGGACUUUUCAAAGACGCGCAUUGAAGCCAUCAUGGUCUUCUCCGACUCGCGCGACUACGCAACAGAUAUGCAGAUCAUCAUGGAUCUGCUCCAAUCCGAGAACGGUCUCUUCCAUACCCGGGCCAAGGACCCGAUUUCGCAGCGUAUUCCCAUCUACUUCUCGCAGGGUGACUUGCUAUGCCCCACCGAGCACCCAUACCCAAGAAUGUCGCAAGGAGCUUUCCGCAUUGGACUAGAAGCCAUGUACAAAGCUUUGACGGGUGAGGACCUCGAGCGUGUUGUGUAUGGUAAGCCCGAACUGGCCACAUACAAGUACGCGGAUGAAGUCAUCUCCAGCUGGAUGGAGACCAUUCACAACGAGGAGAAGUUGCCCAAGAACAUUUACAUGAUUGGUGACAAUCCCGCCUCGGACAUUGUUGGUGGUAACCUUUAUGGAUGGAACACAUGCCUUGUCCGCACCGGUGUCUUCCAAGGUGGUGACAAUGACGAGAACAACCCGGCCAACUUUGGCGUCUUCAAAAACGUCCUCGAGGCUGUGACCACUGCUGUGCAGAAGGAGCUCGGACAAGAUUUCAAGUUCAAGUGGUCUGAUGACGAGGUGAACCCUCUCAAGGUUGCCGCUGCUGCCGCUGCUAUUGAGUAAACAUAUCCAAAGAUUUUGUUGUUUGCAUUGGGGGGUUUUUUGGGGCAGGCACUCAUGAGCGAGCUCACGAGCUCUGGAUUUCGUUGGAGAGAAAAGGC